AUGGGAGUUGCCAAGCCUGCUGUAACACCUUCAGAUUACAAUGUAAAGUUGACCACAAAAAAGUUUGAUGAUCAUGUUAAACACUUGCAGUCAGGUGAGGAUCCUCCGACAAACCAAGAAACCUAUCAAAAAUUGGUUGGAAAACUACUGUACCUAACAAUGACAAGGCCAAAUAUUUCCUUUAGUGUUCAAACACUAAGUCAGUUUCUUCAAGGUCCAAAAAAGUCUCGUAUAGAAGCUGCAUUAAGGGUAGUAAGGUAUAUAAAGAAUCAACCAGGUCAGGGCAUCCUGCUGUCUAGUAGUGCUAAUGAACGUGUGAGUGCCUACUUUGAUGCUGACUGGGCAUCAUGCCCUCAUACAAGAAGGUCUAUUACUGGUUAUCUUGUAAAAAUUGGUGAUUCAAUAGUCUCUUGGAAGUCGAAGAAACAAGCUACUGUGUCUAGAAGUUCAGCUGAAGCUGAAUUCAGAAGUAUGAAAGACGUAACAGCUGAACUAAUAUGGGUCUUAGUCCUGGUGAAAGAGAUUUGCCUGGACAUAACCCUUCCAGCAGAGAUAUACAGUGACAGUAAAUCAGCUAUACAAAUAGCAGCUAAUCUG
Capsicum annuum is the source of this 597-nucleotide messenger RNA. RefSeq lists its product as uncharacterized. Lineage: Eukaryota; Viridiplantae; Streptophyta; Magnoliopsida; Solanales; Solanaceae. The record is from RefSeq and is a predicted model, not a curated record. The transcript has a single exon. The annotation marks the transcript as partial.